Aegilops tauschii subsp. strangulata is the source of this 1062-nucleotide messenger RNA. RefSeq lists its product as uncharacterized. The record is from RefSeq and is a predicted model, not a curated record. Gene Ontology annotation, biological process: gene silencing by siRNA-directed DNA methylation. NCBI's taxonomy places the organism in Eukaryota, Viridiplantae, Streptophyta, Magnoliopsida, Poales, Poaceae.
AGGAUGGCGGAGCAAAUGGUGCAGCGCAUCAGGUCUCACAAGGAAGAUUUGUGUUGAUCUUUUUUCUGUUUACACCAUUACAUGCUCUGAUAGGUACAUUAUCAGCAUGCAUGCAUUUCUGUGCUCACACUUUGAGCUUUCAAGUGUUUGUUUCAUGCUCGGGAGGCACUGAUACGUGGCUUCUAGGAUCUUACAACUGGCCAAGCAUCUAUAGGCAUCAAAAGGAUGGGCAUGCUUGACCAAUCACUUGAAAAAGCUUUCCAACAGGAAUUGCCAGAGCAUGAUGAACCAAGUCAGCAUGCUGCCUUAUUUUUUGACAGUUGGGAGGAUGAGAUUGGAAAUCCAGAGUGGCGCCCUUUUAAAGUUAUCAUACUUGACGGAAAAGAGAUGGAAAUUCAUCCAUGAGGACGACGAGAUGCUUCAGGCUGUUAAAGAAGAACAGGGCGAACAUAUCUAUGGCGUGGUGACAAAGGCUCUGCUCGAAAUCAAUGAGUACAAUCCCAGUGGCCGUCAUGCUUUGAUGCUGCCGGUUCCAAUGAUGGACAGCUGGUCACUUUAUGUUGUCGAUGUGGAGAAGACCUUGCUGGUGAUGGACCCAUGUGAGACAUCUGAGCCCAUUGAGGAGAUACGCUACAAGCAUGAGGACAAUGCCAACUUUAUUCUGGAUGGGCUUCAAUGCUGCAUUCAUGUUAACAUAUCUGGGUGGCAUGUACCAGCUCAAGGGUUGACGAUCAACUACAAUGUGGACAUGCAUGAAAGUUGUGAAAUAGAGGACAGCCGGCUGUUUAUUGUGAACUACAUCAGGGGGUUCACUGGACUAUACAUGGAGAUGGAGACUUCCUCUGACACCGGGCCGGCUGCAGUACCUCCACAAAUUAAUCGCGUACGAGGUGAUUUCCAUGAGGGGAGCAGAGCUGAGCUCCCGGAUUUCAUGAUUGAGGUGUGGUAAUGAUUCCCGUAGUUUCCCAUGCUAAUUACGACAUGUGUGUUUUGAGCCAGUGAUUCAAGUUUUAGCUUGCACCCCAGACAUUUGGUGUGUAAGUGUUACGAACCGCCCCCCCC